GGGCCGGGCCGGGCCGGGCGCCGGCGCAGCGCGGUGGGGGCUGUGCAGGAGCAAGGGGCGGCAGGGCCGAGGGCGAGGGAGCGGCCUCAGAAGGGGCUUUUGCAGCCCGGAGGUGUGCGACAGCCUCUGCUAGAGUCGCCCUGCGCCCUUCUUCCUGCGCCGCUGCCGCUCUGCGCAGUCCGCGGGGCAGCGGAGCCCCUGCUGCGACAGGCGCGGCGCCUCAGAGGGCGAACGCGGCCUCCUCUCGUAGUGCUGCCGUUUGAGCCCCGCGCGAGCCUUCUCUUGUCACUACUGCUAAUGCAUCUAAGCUGAUGCGUAGAAAGCAGCAAUGCCUGUUCAGUUGCUGAAGAUCAUUAAAGGAGAAUUUGAGACUCCACUACCAAGUCACUUGCAGAAAGAGACUUUAAAAUGCUUGAAAGAAGGAUUCGAUUAUACCGACAAAUACUUUCAGGGAACAGUUGUUCUUUCCUACCCAUUAAAGAAACUUGGAGAUGGAACAGAGUUUUUCAAGAUUGUUCUUCAAGAUUUAAAUAAAUCGUUCUCAAGGAUCGACAGCAUCAAUAUUUUAAUAUAUGGAAAAAUGGCAGAGGACUGUGCAAAAGUUAUACGUCAUGGGGACACCUUUGUGGUUGCUGGAUUUAAGUUGGCAAAAUCACCUACAGCAAGAGAAGAUGGCAGACAUGAUUGCCAUCUAGAGGUAUCUGAGGAAGCUGGAUCAGCCAUUUAUAUUUAUACUAAACGGAAUAUAAGCACUGCUUCAGAAACUGCAUCUGUGUCUGUUGCACCAAAAUAUGUAUAUACGCCUCUGAAUCAUCUUAAAGAUGGAACUGUAGUGAAUUUGUAUGGAAUUGUGAAAUUCUUCAAGCCUCCAUAUGUAAGCAAAGGAACUGAUUACUGCUCAGUUGUAACACUCGUGGACCCGUCAAAUGUGAAGUUAACAUGCACUCUUUUUAGUGGAAAUCUAGAAUCCCUUCCAAAAAUUUACAAAAUUGGAGAUAUUGUUCGAUUUCAUAGAAUAAAGAUCAGAGAAUACAAUGGACAGAUGCAGGGAAUUACCAGUGGGGGAUUUGCCUCCUUGACAUUUGAUGGCACCGUAGGUGCACCUGUAGCUCCUCGAACGUCUAGUAAAUUGUACACUUUCUUAGAUGAAGAGCAGAAAACAAUAGAAGAACUACGUGCUUGGGCAGCAAGUAAUCUUUCCAUCUCUGGACCCGCAGCAAAAUUAUCUGGUGUUCAACCAAUGCUGUUCUUUGAUCUCACUUGUCAACUGGUAGGGAAAGCAAAAGUAGAUGGAUCAUCUUUUCUUCUAAAGGUAUGGGAUGGCACAAAAUGCCCCUACCCAACAUGGAAAGUGCCUGUGGAAGCAAAAGACCUGGAAGGAGAGAAAGGUCUCCUUCAUCAGCUUCGAAAUCUAACAGUGGACAUUUUAGUCUAUGAUAACCAUGUACAACUGGCAAAAUCACUUAAGAUUGGAAGUUUUCUAAGAAUUUACAGUAUUCAUACAAAGCAAGCAAGUGCUGACAACCAAGAUGUAUCACAUGUAGAAUUCCAUCUUCAUGGUGGCACCGGUUACGGUCGAGGAAUAGGAGUCUUGCCAGAAAGUAACACAGAUGUAAAGGAACUAAAAGCAUUCUUGGAAUCUGUCAAUCUGGCAGACAGUCAGAAUGUGGAAAGUAUGUCUUCAAUGGAAUUAGAUGGCACUUUUAGCAAUAUUACAGAUCUUCAAUCACACUUACAGAGAUGUCAGGAGUUGUCUGUGACAGUAUUAACAGAUCAUCAGGAUUUGAGUAACACAGGACUGAAAACUAUUCUGAACAGCACUGCUCCUCAACAGUACCGCAUUAGAGCAAAGCUGAGAGCUUUCAAACCUCAGAAGCUCCAUCAGUGUAUUAAACUUUAUUGUUCCAAAUGCAACUCAUUGAAAGAAGUUCCAGAUGGAGAUGACUUUGACUUAAUUUUACAAGAUUCUGCAGCUACUGCUCCAAACCAAGAAUUACACAAUACAUCCUGGUAUGAUUCUGUAAUGUGGACUACACAAGAUCAGAAACAAAGGAAAAUAGCUAUUCAUUUUGUAAAGCAUGAUGAAAUGCUUCAAGAGCCUGAAAAUACUUUGCUUAUGAUAGAAGGUGGAACACUAAAAGAAGUCUGGAAGCUUUCAAGAAGAUUUAAAUGUGUUAUUCCUGUGAGAUCCACUGAAGAUGAUCUUGGAUUAUUAGAUCUUUCAGCUCCUUUUCUUUUACAGGGUAGUGUAAAAUAUUAUGGGUGCAAGCAGUGCUCAACUCCAAAGACUAUCAGGAGUCUAAGUUCCCUUGCAGCAGAUCAACAGCCAUCAUGGGAACCAACUGAAAUAGCACAAGUUUUAGGUAUUGUGCCACUCCAGUAUGUUUUCAUCAUGAAGUUUACACUAGUUGAUGGAACAGGAGCACUAAAUGCAUACCUUUUUGAUUAUGAAAAGUUUUUCCAAAUUCCUGCCUCUGAAAUCUUAACUAAUAAUUUUCUUCAGCAAAAGAUGCAGAUGACCAUGAAUACACUCUGUCCUCCAGGAAGAAAACUAGGUGACUUGCCAUGGCUGGAAUGCUUCAUCAGGUCUUAUAACAUCACAGAUGGAAUGAAACGUCAAGUUUAUUAUCAAAUUUUUGAUACUACUGUUGCUGAAGAUGUUGUAUAAUGAUGUCUUGCUAAUAAGCCAUACAAUAAUGGUCCAAUUUCGGUUGGAUCAUAGAGACUGCAUUAAAAAAAAAAGGGAAACAUUCUGUUCUUCAGAAUUUAAGUUUUUAUUUGUAUGUUAAAAUGAAUAGAAAUUAUGCUUCAAUAUGUUUACUACUUGCCUGGCAGUCAGGCUUGUGAGCUGAGCGCAAGUGGAGGUGGCCAGCUUUUCAUUGGAAGCUACUUGGCUCAGGCUGGUGGAAGUAGUCUAGUAUCUAGCUGUUACUCAGGUUACUCAAACUGAUGAUGAGGUUACUCUGCACUGAAACUAUAGUCAGAAUGUUUUUGCUUUGUUCAUUUCUGUAUUAAAAUAAACGAUUUCAGCAGAGAUGGGGGAAAGGAGCUCUUCAGUAAACUUCUAUUCUCUCACACAGUUUGUGUAUACAUAUGUUACUGUUCUCAGCCAGUUUGAGAGCGAUGUUGUUCAUUUUUAGAAAUGUUAAAGUGUCCCUAAAAGGGACCAAAAACUGCUAGAAUGCUUAUUAACUGGGUCUGUGUUUCCAAAGACUCUCAAAUACUUGUCUAAAUUUACUGUCAGAUUCUUCCCCCCAAAUCGAUGUUUUGUAUUUUUCAUAAUCAGAUUACAUUACUAAAUUUGGAGAUAGCAAAUUAAUCUAGUGAUACUGUGGCUUGAAAAUACUACCAGAGUAAUAAUACUCUGUGAUUUCACUUUACAUUCAGAAGUAUUUUACACAAAUUCAAGACAUAUUUCUUUAGUGAUAAUUAAUGUAGAAAUUCCUGUCAAGUAAAAUGCUUCCUUUUAGAGCAAAAACACUUAAUAUUUACAAUAGUUGUUUUUAAGGGAGUUAAGAAGCAGGAUGUAAAUGCUCUUAAGGUUAUUAUUUUGAUAGUAGAUGAUAUUUUCUUUUUAAAAUUUUCAGGGUUGUACAGUAUAUUAUGCAACUCUUGUUUUAAAAUUCUUUAAUUCAUUUAAAUAUCUGCAGAAAAUUUUUUGAAUCUCUAAAAAUUUGCACUGACUGUAAAUGUCAUAAACCAUUUCAUAAUGUCAUAAAGAUUAUGUUCUUUAUUGGUCAGUGUAUAGGGAGAACCAAUAUUAAAUGUGAUUAAUUGAUACUACCUUUCCAAAACGGUGAAAAGCUAACUUCAGAAUGGAACAAGCAGUUUAUGAAAGAGCAGUAUUGGCUUAUGAAAGCUUGCCUGAAUCUGAGUAACUACAUAAGAGAAAAACAGUGAAUAAUGGCAAUAACUUACUGAUUGGUUAUUCUAAGACUUCAGAUACUGGAAGUAUCCAGAUGAUUUCAGAAGUUAGGGUUCAUGUUGAAGGCUUUUUUUUGUGUGUGUGUAUUGAAUCAUUGGAGGGAAUUUUUUAACUGCAAUAGGAGACAUUGAUAGCAUACAUUUUUCUGAAUACAUCUUUGAGAAAUAAUGGAUAAAAAUACAUACUUCAGUGUAAAUGUAAUUGCUUUCACCAUAUCUUAUGUCUGAGAUUCUGGCCAUAACACUAUGAAGGCAUUUUAUAAUUGCAUAUACAUCACUUGAGUUUUCUACUGUUGAGUAUUGUAAAUGUUUAAUAAAGAUU
Molecule: messenger RNA, 4246 nt
Organism: Rhea pennata
Lineage: Eukaryota; Metazoa; Chordata; Aves; Rheiformes; Rheidae
Gene: POT1
Product: protection of telomeres 1
Exons: 20
Coding region: 329-2668 (779 amino acids)
Biological process (GO): telomere capping; regulation of telomere maintenance via telomerase
Cellular component (GO): nuclear telomere cap complex; chromosome, telomeric region
Molecular function (GO): telomerase inhibitor activity; G-rich strand telomeric DNA binding
Source: RefSeq, a predicted model, not a curated record